This is a messenger RNA of Geosmithia morbida, 2808 nucleotides long. Its product is annotated as chitinase. The record is from RefSeq and is a predicted model, not a curated record. Gene Ontology annotation, cellular component: extracellular region. Gene Ontology annotation, molecular function: chitinase activity. The transcript is spliced from 4 exons. The coding region runs from base 1 to 2808 and encodes 935 amino acids. NCBI's taxonomy places the organism in Eukaryota, Fungi, Ascomycota, Sordariomycetes, Hypocreales, Bionectriaceae. Gene Ontology annotation, biological process: carbohydrate metabolic process.
AUGUCGCUUUCCAUGGCUGCCGCCCGCUCUGUUAGCACUUAUGGUGGUCUUAAUGGUUACUGGUUUGGUGCUGUGCAGGGACAAGAUGGUUCAGACCGUCUCCGCACAUACUGUGACACGGGUGUUGAGUACAUCACCCUCUCCUUCGUCAACAAGUCUCCCGAGAAUGAUCCCUCGGGCUACCCAGGCACCAACUUUGCUGGACACUGCUGGGCUGGCUAUUACGACAACGAUGAGGGAGUUGAGUCGUCUCUGCUCAGCAACUGCUACUGGAUGAAGCAGGAUAUCCCCUACUGCAAGGAGAAGGGCGUCAAGAUCCUGCUCAGCAUCGGUGGAGAGUACAGUUCCACCAGCAACUAUGAGGUGACGACCGACGAUGAUGGCGAGUCCUUUGCCGAAUUCCUCUACAGCGCCUUCGGCCCUUACGAUGAGAGCUGGACUGGCCCCCGUCCCUUUGAUACCAGCGACACUGAGCACACUUCCGUCGACGGAUUCGACUUUGACAUUGAAGCCAGCUUUGACAAUGGCCCGUACAUUGCCAUGAUAAACAGGCUGCGUACCCUGGACUCUUCCAUCCUCAUCACCGGUGCCCCUCAGUGCCCCACGAGCGACACCUACUUCUACAUGAAGGACAUGAUCCAGCAGGUCGCCUUCGACGCGCUCUUCAUCCAGUUCUACAACAACCCCUACUGCGACGCCGUCGACAGUGGACUGCCCGGCGAGGCCUUCAACUACGACGACUGGGAGGACGUCAUCUCCCAGAGCGACACCACGACCGUUUACAAGAACAAGGUCAAGCGUGGCGCCAGCUCCGGAGCGAAGCUUUACAUCGGUCUGCCCGCCAGCUCCGACUCCGCCGGCUCCGGCUACAUGACUCCCGAGGCCAUGAAGGAUCUGGUUUGCGAGUACUCGGACAGGGCGCACUUUGGUGGCCUCUCCCUGUGGGACCUCAGCCGCGGCGCCGACAAUGUCGAGGAUGGCAAGACCUACAACCAGGCUGCCCUCGACGCCCUCCAGUACGGCUGCGACGAUAUCCCCAGCACUCCCACCACGACGACCAGCACUCCCACCGCUACGUACACAACCCCGGAGCCGACCACGACCACCACCGCCACUCGCACGGCCACUACAACCCCUACUGUCUAUCCUUCGCUUACCUCGGCCACCCCCGUUACCACCACUACCAGCCCCUCGGCGACCACCAGUCCCUCGGCGACCAGCCCCUCCACCAGCGAGACGUCCACUUCCACCAGGAGGGCCACCAGCCUGAGCCUCACCGUGACAUGGUCCAAUAACACCAUGACCUCUAGGUCUUUCACUCCCACCGUCACCCUCCCUGGUGUCACCUCCAUCACGAAGACUGAUACCGCCACCAUCACCACUUCCGCCUCUGGAUCCGAGGCUGGCGGUGGCGGUGGUUCCGACUCUGGUUCCAUCAUCACCACAACCACUACCACCACCACCAAGACGUCUGACCCUGGCUCCGGUUCAAUGACUACCGCCACUACCAAGUCCUCUAGCUCUGGCUCCGACUCUGGGACCACCACCGCCGCCGCCGCCGCCACCACCACCGCGUCCGCCUCUGGAUCUGACGAUGACGCUGGCGCUGGCUCUGGUGCUGGCUCUGGUUCAAUCACCACCAUCACCGAGUCCUCUAACUCUGGCACCGGCUCUGGUUCCGACUCUACGACGACGACCACCACGACUGAUCCAGCCACCACCACAUCCGCCCCUGGAUCUGACCCCGGAUCUGGAUCUGGCGCUGCCACCACCACCACUACCAAGUCCCCCGGCUCCGGCUCGGACUCGGACUCUGACCCCACCGUCAUCACCAAGACGGCCGACUCGACCAUCACCGCCGCCCUCGUCAGCAUGACCACCAGGACCGAGUACAUGACGGUCACACGCACCAUCACCUCCUGCCCCCAUUACGCCGACUGCAAGGCUGAUCAGUACACCUACACGGUCACCGAGGUGUUCCCCGUCGCUACGACCGUCUGCCCCGUUACUGAGACCGGCGACGAGGUUAUUGCUGCCACGACGAUGACGGUGAUCAAGACUGCUGCCGGUGCCAUCGACACGGGCUCUGCUGUGCACAAUGGCUCGGGGUCUGGUUCCGGCUCUGGCUCGGGUUCGGGUUCGAAUUCGGGUUCGAAGUCGGACGAGCCAGACAAGUCUACCGGCGGAGCUUUGAGCAAGUCUGGCAGCAAGCCUGGCAGCUCUUCCAACCUCGGAAGCAACUCCAACUCCAACCUUGACAGCUCUCCCAACCCUGGCAGCUCUUUCAGCUCUGGAAGCAACUCUGCUAGCUCUUCCAACUCUGGAAGCGAUUCUGGCAGCAACCCUGGCAGCUCUCUGAACGCCGGUAGCUCUUCCAAGCCUGGAAGUAACCUCGACCCCAACUCUGAUAGCUCUUCCGAUUCCGGUUCCAACUCUGGAAGCAACCUCGACGCCGGAAGCAGCUCUGGCAGCUCUGGCAGCUCUGGCAGCUCUUCCGACCCUGGCAGCAACGCCAACCCUGGCAGCUCGGGAGGUCCCGGCACUCAGACUGGCGAGGUUGUCUACACCACCGUGGCCGCCAGCGGAGCCUACGCGAUCGGGUCUCUCGGCAAGGCCACCUACUCUGACCCCCAGAGCGAGGCGACGGGCGUGCCCCUGGGCACUGCCCUUCGCGGCACCGGAGCGUGGACCGGCUCUGCUUCCAACGCUGAGCCGACAUCGACUGUGCCGAUCGAGGCUGGUGCGGGCGGUGUCACGGUGAGCGUGGCAGUCCUGGUGGCGGCUGUGAUGCUGCAGGUGCUGCUGUAG